Diabrotica virgifera virgifera (western corn rootworm) is the source of this 17326-nucleotide messenger RNA. Its product is annotated as synapsin-like. Gene Ontology annotation, biological process: neurotransmitter secretion. The transcript is spliced from 5 exons. Gene Ontology annotation, cellular component: synaptic vesicle membrane; synaptic vesicle. NCBI's taxonomy places the organism in Eukaryota, Metazoa, Arthropoda, Insecta, Coleoptera, Chrysomelidae. The record is from RefSeq and is a predicted model, not a curated record. The coding region runs from base 1 to 876 and encodes 291 amino acids.
AUGAUGCAUCAUAAUACACUUAAAUUCAAAAUUCAUCUAAUUUUUAAAUAUUUGUUUCAGAUCACAGCUCCUCGAUUUCCGGUAGUAAUAAAGAUUGGCCACGCUCACGGAGGACUAGGAAAGGUCAAAGUGGAAAAUCUAAACGACUUCCAGGAUAUGGCCAGCGUAGUUGCCGUAGCUAACACGUAUUGUACCGUAGAACCGUACAUAGAUUCAAAAUAUGAUAUUCACGUCCAGAAAAUCGGAAAUAAUUAUAAGGCUUUCAUGAGGAAAUCAAUUUCAGGUUGUUGGAAAACAAAUACUGGGUCUGCAAUGUUAGAGCAAAUAUCCAUGCCAGAAAGAUAUAAAAACUGGGUCGACGAAGUUUCAGACUUGUUCGGUGGAUUAGAUAUUUGCGCGUUAGAAGUUGUAGUCGGCAAGGAUGGACGUGAAUACAUAAUUGAGGUCAACGACAGUGCUCUAACACUGCUGGGCGAUACUCAAGAGGAAGACAGAAGACACAUAGCCGAUCUAGUAUCUUCAAGAAUGCAGGCCAUUUGUAGACCAAGGACUCCUCCUCCCAGUGAAGAGCCUCCUCCGCCACCUGUUGGCCCACGUGGUAUUCUGGGAAGCCUCAGUAGCCUUACACACUCGGAGACGCCACCACCGAGUGCAACUUCAGAGGCUCCCUCUUUGGCAAGUGUUGGUAGAAGAGAUAGUCAAGCCUCACAGUCAAGCACAAUUAGCAGCGCACCCAGUACAGGACGUCUUCCAGAUCCCCCACCUCGUCCCGGCUUCCAACGCCAAGGCAGUCAGUCACAGUCUCUCGUAGAAGAUACGGAAGACACCAUGAAGAACCUUAGAAAAACCUUCGCCGGCAUUUUUGGGGACAUGUAAAGAUCAACCAAACCAAAAUCCACUUCAAAAUAAUACCAAUGUAUUUGUUUUCAUUGUUAGGACCGUUGAACACAAGUAUCUGCCCAAAAUGGUUAGAAUAAUGAUUCUCAGGUAACGAAAUAGGUCUGGAAGAGGUAGAUAGUCGAAGAUUGACAAAAUAUGCUUAGGUUGUAUAGUUAAUAAAUGAAAUUCCAGGCUGUUUACCUGCGAAGGCUAAGGACUAUUCUUCCUAGUCAGUCCUCCGAUUCGGACAUCGUACCACCUUGAAUUUUCUAUGUUUUCUCUUAAACUGUCUCCAUAUUUCUCUAUCCUCUGCAAAUCUGAAGCAAAGGUUUAGUGGAGCUGUGACCUCUUUUGUAAUGUGGUCCAUAUACCUUGUUGGUGUUCUUCCCCGGACUCUCGCCCUUGCACCAUCCCCUGUAAUGUCAGCUUCUCAGAUCAUCUCUACACACCACAUGACCAAAGUAAGCGGUGAUUUUUUCGGUCACAAUGUUUCGAAGCCUACUGGUAACGUGCAGCUCUCUAAGAAGAGAUUCAUUGAUUCCUCUUGCGGUCUAGAAUAUUCACAACAUUCUUCCAACAAAUCCACAUAAAAAAUGGAGAAGACCAUUUUUUACAAGCCUUAUCUUUGUAUCCAUGGUGAUAUUGUGGCUUUUCCAUACUUUGGUGAGCUUUAUUGUUUCUCCCUUGACCAUGGCUGUUCCUAUUUUGCAACAACAUAUCAUUGAUUCUGAUAAUGUCUGGCUGGUUGUUAUUUCUUCUAUCUAUGAUCAUAAUUUUUGUUUGUUUUCUAUUUAUUUAGGGAUAACCCUGCUUCCAAAUAUACUCGUUCUAUUGCUUCUAACAGCUCCAUUAAUUAUUCUAAGGAUUCGGCGAAAACCGUUGUAUCAUCUGCCUACAUUAAAUUGUUUCUGAGAAAUUUAAUUCUGAGAAUGGUUCGUGCAAAAUGGCUUCUCCAUAUAUGUUAAACAGAAUAAGGCUUAUCACGCAGCUUUGCCUUGUUUUUACAAUCCUGAACGUCUCCGAUAGUUCUCUAUGUGACCUCAGUUUUGCAGAGUUUUCUACGUAGAGGUUUACCAGCAAUGGCACUAGGUGUAUUGCUAAAGUCCAUGGUUGACUUGUUAUUAGGAAUCUCUAUAAAAUGUUUUAUGCUUAAAAGAUGGAGGAGUAAGAUGGAGUAAAAUUUAGGUGUUCUGAAAGGUGCGAUUGCCUCGUUGAUAACUAAAGGAAAAGUCCUCAGCCUCGAUAAAAAAUGGCGCUUCUGGAACUAUACUUCUACAUAUUACUUUUCAAAAAUAUAUACCAAAUACUGAAAAUUUUAUCAGACAAGUAGUUCCUUUUAUGUAGUUGCUUAAGUAAAGAACACAACAACUAAUUUAUAAUAUUUUUUAUAUUGUUUUGUUCAAAACUCUUUGCUUAAAUCUUCAACUAUCUACCUAAAGUAUUAAAUACUUUCUGGCAUCACAACAUUUUGGACGGAAACUUUGAAGCUCUUUACGUGAGGUUUGAAUUUUGCUAAGCAAUAUGUUGAUAAUGAUAUGUUACUCACUGCCUUGGGCCAGGUACCUCCAGGUACCUCUUGUUAAGUUAGCGUAGUUGUUGAUCUGAAUGUAAAACAGAAUCAAGUCAUUUUGAUGUUCGUUAAAGAUAUUAGCAGAUGUUUUAUGUUAAAAUCAGUUUAAGAAGACAUACGCAACAUUAUAACAGUUUCUAACGUAGGUUAUUUACAGAAGUUUGGAAAAUUUGGUGCACUUUAAAAAAUAUCAAAAUUUACUUAUAGGCAAGACAUUUCCAGAUUAUAAGAGUGUAGUAUCAUAAAAAUAAACUACUUGUUAUUGUUUUUUGUAAUAUUUAUAUAAUACUUGUUUUCAUAUUUUUGUAAUUAUUUUUUCUGUUAACUUUCCCUUUUCUUUUUAUUUUAUGUUCUUUAUAUUGACCUGCUGCUGUAUUAAGAAUUUAUUUGCGAGAAUGUGUAUUUCGUGAUUUUCUCAGCUAUAUCUUUCAACCAAUAUUAUGAAAUAAUUUAAGACUACCCAUUUGUGUCUUCGGUAUUAUGCUUAAAUUAUCCUAAAAUCUAGCAGCAACUAAGUAGUAUCCUGUUGGGGAUCUAUUCUGUCCAAUUUGCUCUUAAUAAAGAUUUCUUUUUAGCUAAGGUCCACUUUUCUUCUUCUAACUAAGGGUAUAAAAAGAAAUCAAUUGGGCACUCAUAAUACUACAGAAGAAACAUAGGAAAUUAUCUAUUUUCAGAACUUAAUUUUCAUAAGGUCUCUAAUUCAAUAAUUCCGGCAAACAAAUGGAGAUUAUAGUUUAGAAAUGCACGCUUCACAAUGGAUACCUAACUACACUUGAGAGCAAAAUAAUCGACUCACUUGCUGAAUUGUACACGUUAGAAAUCUCAAAUUUCCUAAACCUGUUUUCCGAUUUGAGUUAUUUUUUUUAGUAUCUUAUAUCCUUAUUGUUUAAGAAAAUUGAUGUAAUAUUAUUGUUGCUAUGAAGGGUAAAGGUCAUUUUAUACUGGGUGUAAAAAUAAGUAAUACUGUGUUUUUUUCUUAAAGUUCGGAACACUCUGUGGAAUAUUCUCGCACAUAAAAAAUAUUUAAAUUAAAAUUAAAUUGUAGCCUUGGGCUUUAUUAACAUUUUCUUUUUUGAUUCAUUUGCUUAUGUUGGAUAAUAAAAAAGUUAGGUAGGUACGUUGACAACUAGCGAUGUUUUUCAUCAAUAAAUCCUCAUUCUUUGCUUAGUUUAAUAAGCAAGCCUAAAGUAGGCUAUGAGAAAUUAACAAUUUAAUGGAUGUCAAAUGGUUAACAGUCAAGAAGUGUUUGGUUUGUUGUGAAAAUUAGUAGAUUUAUUAUUUAAAGUUUAAAUUAAGUCCGUAGUUUUUUUUGUUAUUUAAUGGGAAUGGAACGCGCUACAAGGAAUUUGACCCGCGAUGAGUGUGUUCAAGUAGUGAUCUUACAUAGCGGAGGACUUAGCUACCAUGCUAUCGGCUCCUUAUAUUGGUAACAAUUUUUUGCUAAUGCACGAUAAUGCAAGACCACGUUCACGAACUGUAACCGAAUAUUUACAACAGGAAAAUCUUCGGACUUUGUAUUGGCCAUCGCAUAGUCCAGAUCUUAACCUGAUCGAAAUUUUGUGGGACAUAAUUGGCAGAAGACUACGACAGCGUUUGCCACCUCCUAGAACCUUACAAACAGUAGCUCUCGAGAUUUGGAUUGAUAUUGAUCAAGACCAAAUAGCAUACCUCAUUUGUAAUAUAAAAGUACAUAUCUCUAUUAUUAUCGAACAUAAGCGAAUGAAUCAAAAAACAAGUUGUUAAGAAAGCCUAAGGCUACAAUUGAGUUUUAAUUUAAAAAUUUUUAUGUAUGCUACAAUAUUACACAAGGUGUUCCAAACUUUAAGAAAAAAUCACCGUAUGAUUGUUACACCCCGGUAUAAAAUGACCUUUACCUGUCUAGCGACAAUAAUAUUACAUCGAUUUUCUUAAAUAAUAAGGCUAUAACAUCCAAAAAAAUCACUCAAAUCGGAAAACAGGUUUAGGAAAUUCGAGAUUUCUAACGUGUACAAUUCGGCAAGUGAGUCGAUUAUUUUGCUCUCGAGUGUAUAUCCAAGAUAAGUCAAAUGUCAUCUGGAAAUUGAAGGGGAAAUUAUAAAUGAGGUAAUGUAUUUUCCCAACAGAACUCGAAAAUUACCGGCCCAUAAGCCUAUUAGACCACCUCUACAAGUUAUUCACAAGAAUAAUAACAAAUAGACUGGAAACAAAAUUGGAUUUUUACCAACCUAGAGAACAGGCGGGUUUUAGGAAAAACUUUGGCACUAACGACCACCUACACUGCAUAAAAGGAAUUAUAGAAAAAUCUAUCGAAUACAACCGACCAUUGGUCCUGGCUUUCGUAGACUUUCGCAAAGCAUUUGAUACGAUUGAAAUUAACAGCAUAAUGAGAGCAUCGGAGAAAAGUCAUAUAGAUUAUCGGUACUCCAAACUGAUAGCGAACAUAUACAAUAAUGCAACCAUGGCCGUCCGACUACACAAAGAUACCAAAUCUAUAAAAAUCAAAAGAGGAAUUAGACAGGGAGAUACGUUAUCUCCCAAACUCUUUACGGCAGUCCUUGAACAUGCUUUCAAACAAUUGGAGUGGGACGCCAAAGGAAUAAAUGUCGACGGUGAAAGGCUCUCCCACCUACGAUUCGCAGACGACGUAGUUCUUAUAACAGACAACUUAAAAGAGACUAGAACUAUGCUUACUGAGUUAGAUGCCGCUUGUAAAAAGUUGGUUUAAACGUAAAUUUUGGAAAGACACACUACAUGACAAACCUGGUACCAAGCGAAAAUCCAAAAGUCGACGUCAACGAAAUAGCAUUGGUCCAUAAAUAUAAAUACUUAGGGCAUGAAAUCCAAAUUGCCAGGGAAAAUCAAACUGCUGAACUACAGAGAAGGAUUACCUUAGCAUGGGCCGCAUAUGGAGCUCUAUCAGACAUCUUCAAGAGCAACUUGCCAAAUUAUUUGAAAAGGAAGACGUUCAACCAAUGUGUGCUUCCAGUCAUGACUUACGGCGCUGAAACAUUAUCGUUAACCCAGGCCACAGCAACGAAACUUUUAGAGUGGCCCAAAGAAGAAUGGAACGGUCACUACUUGGACUGACUCUCAGAGACAGGGUCAGAAACGAAGAAAUCAGAAGAAGGACAGGCGUCACAGAUGUCAUAGAGCGAGUAGCAUGGCUGAAGUGGAAUUGGGCGGGUCAUGUAGCCAGAAUGAAGGACGGGAGGUGGACCCAAAAAAUUACGGUGUGGAGACCAAGAGAAGACAGAAGAAGUAGAGGUAGACCACCUACAAGAUGGACAGACGACGUCAAAAGGAUUGCUGGGAAUUGGUUGCAGAAAGCCCAAGACCGACAAAAUUGGAAGAAAUUAGGGGAGGCCUAUGUUCAACUUUGGAUGCAGAAAGCUGGAUGAUGAUGAUGAUGAUGAUGAAUGUAUUUUCAUAUAUUUAGAUCUAGAUUUAUAAUGUGUUGUAAGUCACAAGACAUCUAUUAAGAAACACUCACUUCAAAAAGGAAAACAGCAAGUGAAUAACAAGCAUCUAGAAUAGAAAAUAAAAACCAGAAUAUACACAACCUACAUUACAUAAAUAUGAUAUUAAAAACAGAUAUGAAUAAUAAAAAUCUGAACAACAAACUGGACAGAAAAUAACAAGGCGAUAUUAACAUAGAGUAAAAUGGGAAGGAUAGUAAAUGAAGAAGGAACUGGAAAUAAUAAAAAUCGAGCAUGAGGGACCGUGAAGAAUAGUUAAUGUUGUAAGAUAAAUAAGGCGAUUAGGAAGCAAUACCACCAUUUAAAUGACUAUUUCAUUGUUUAUUUCGUUUUCAAAACUACUUUCCUUAAAAAAACAUAAACGAUUAUGAAUAGUUCACGAAAUUUUCCAAACAGUUCUAUUUAUUAUCAUUAGGUAGUGGUUAAAUAUGAAAUGACAAUAUUACUACUUGUGUCCUAAAGUUUCACUCUCCUCUAAAUGUCAUCUGUAAUCUAUAAUUAAGUUUUUGGGUAAGUUUAUUAAGGUGUGUUAAGUGCAUCGAUGGAUACAAGGCAACGAACUCUGAUUUGGAUUUUUUGCGGUCCACAAAAGAAUCUGGCAAUUUGUGUAGCCCCACGUUGGGCGCCAAAUUUUAAUUUUGCCCACUUGUCUUACUUAAUUCCAAAUAUUAAUAUUGUAAUUUUUUUCAAUUAUAUUAUUGAGGAAAAACACAGUUGAAAAAUACAACUUUUUAUUUGAUGUAUUCUCCAUUUUUAUGUUGUUUAAUAGAAGUUCAUUUUCACUCUACACAUGAAAGGUGAAAUAAAUUAUUUGUUUUACAACUGGGGUUUGCUCUAUCAAAAGAAAUGGAAUAAUAUCAAAUAGUUUUCUCAAUGGCAACUGUGUAUUGUCGGUACUUUUGAAAUUAUACGAUGGUUCGUAAUUAAUAAUAACACCUUCUAUAGUAUAUCAGGUCAGGCAGUUGAGUGAUGUGCUUACUUACUUACUUAAGUCGACGUUUUAUUAAUUACGUUGUCGAGGUAAGUGGGGUAAUCAGAUGUCUCCAUGCUUUUCGGUCAGUAGCUAGUUCUUCUGUCUUUCUCCACCCAAUAUUUCUUUUUGCGAAAUCCUUCCCAAUAUCUGCGUUCUAUGUUUUUGCUGGUCUGCUUCUUCGUAGUUUUUUUUAUCUGAUGCAACUUUCCAUACCAUAUUUAUAGUUCUACAUUCACUUAUUCUCGCAAUAUGGGCGAAUCACGAUAACUGUUUCGUUUCAAGUCAGUCAAGUUCUAAGCUCAUUCCGAUAUAGCACCAUCCACGUAUUUCUUCGUUUCUUAUACGAUUACGUUUGGUCACCCCGGUUACCGCUCGCAAAUAUCGCAUAUCGCAUGCUUAAAUUUUACUUCUAACUUUGUGGUUCACUGUCCAAGUUUCAGUACCGUAAAGUAGUACCGACUCGUAUACAGUUUUGAAUAUUUUCAUUUUUGUUUUAAGAUUUACGUCCUAUUUACUAAUACUCGUAAAACUCUUAUUUAAUUCAUAAUAUAAUUUUGUUGCACUCAUUACCCUGCUAUUUAUUUCUGGUUCUAUAUUACCUUGUCUAUUCAUUGUUAAUCCUAGAGCUUGAAAUUCUCUACUUGUCGAAUGGUCUCAUUAUUUGGCUUUACAUGUAUAUUUUAUUGAAUUUUCGAUAUUACUAAAGCUUCUGUUUUUUUCAUUAUUUAUUUUCAACUCGAAUUUCUUAAAAACUCCAUUCCAAAUAUUCACGUUCACUUGCGAGACUUUUUCUGAUGCUGCCUCAAUUACCUGAUCAUCGGCAUAUAUCAACUCUGACCCGUAUACACCUAGGAGUUUAUAAACCCCGACCCUAGUUCUGUUUACCCUAUCCCUACAUUCUUUUGCAAGUUUGUACAUUAGAAUGAUGAAUAACAAAACUCUUAGGACAUAACCUUGUCUUAUACUUGCCUUAUAUGUAAAAUUCUAGAGAUGAGCGGUUGUUCGUUCCUACAUUAUUAUAUUAUGUAUAAUUUAUAUAUAAUCUUUUCUGCUUGAAUUAGCUUCGGUUUCACAUUUCUGCGGUUUAAUAUUUCCCAGAUCUUGAUACUUAGUCGAUCUAAGGCUUUUUUCAAGUCCACAAAAAAGAGAAACAACUUACUGUCAUGCUCUAGCGCAGCGGUUCUCAAUCUGUGGUACAUGUACCACUGGUGGUACAUUUCAUUUUUUGAGGUGGUACACAAAACGCAAAAACAGCCAAAAUCAGCACAACUAUUAUAGUUAAUUAGAUCACCUAGUUAAAUAUGUAUUUCAGUUAGGUGGUACCAAAAAUAAUAAAAAGUAUUUGGUGGUACAUGACACAAAAAGAUUGAGAACCGCUGCUCUAGCGUUUUUUCUGAUAGUUGUCUCGCCGUGAAUAUGAGGUCGGUUGUACCUCGUCUAGCCCGAAAGCCACAUUGACUGUCAUCCAGGAAGCCCUCGAUAUUUCCUCUCAGCUUUUUCUCUAGUAUCAUUUUGUAGAUUUUACUUGCAUUUACCAACAAUGAUAUUCCCCUGUAAUUUGAACACUUUAGUUUGUCACCUUUUUUGUAUAAUGGGAUAAUGUUGCAAGAGUCCAAUCUCUAGGUACCUAUGCAUCCGGUAUGCCAACAGAUCCUUAUGAUUUUUCCUAGUAUGUAAUUUUAAACCUUCUCCUUCUAUAUAUUUAAAAGUUCAGCCUUAACAUUAUGAUGCUGUGUUUACUGUACUGUAAAAAUAUCAUGAGGAUUAUAUAAGGAAAAAGUUAAAUUUUGUUAUUAUUAAUACUAAUAUUAGCAAUACAAUUACAAAGAAAAAUCAUAAGAACCAAGGACACCCUCAGUUUGUGGAGGGUUUAAAAAAAUAUAUUUUAUAAAAAUACGUACCCAAUAGCCUAGCACAUUAUAGUGUAUUAGUACUUUUGUCAAAUUGAUUCUUUUGUGGACAGCCGAUAUCUGAAACCAUCAUUUAGUUUAGGCGUGCAGCCAGCAGUGUUAACCAAAAAUGAUCUCUGCGAGGGCUUUAUUCUCAGUGAUGUAGUUACAGUGAUGUUAAAAAUACAUGUUGUGAAUACACUGAACUCUGUCAAUAUGCGAAUAGGCCUUAAUUGAUAUUAUUACAAAUUAUAAUAUAGAUUUUACAUGAUACGUAGCUGUAGUGAAUAAAUAAGUAGAAAAGUAAUUGGUUACCUCCAUUUACUUUGGUUUAGCAAUAUGAGGGUUAGGAAAUUUUUAUAAAGUAUAAUUUGUUUACAGCUAGUGCCAUUUUGAAAAUAUCAGCAUUUUUUAUAUUCUAAUUGUGAAUUUUUUUGUUUUUUUAACAUUACUGUUGACAACUGAAAUCUUAAUUUUUUUAAUAUUUAGACAUUUAAAUUGAAAUUAGUUCAGAUAUGUUGAAAUAUAAAAUAUGGGAAAAAAGGCAAAGAAACGAUUAUUAUGCAUCCUUAAUUUAAUAUUAUGGAAGAAAAAAAUGUUGCCUAGAGCAUGGUCAAAUGGAAUAAAAUUGUACAAGUACACAAGAAGGAAAACAGAAGAGACUGUCAGAACUAUAGAUACAUAUCCCUAUUAUGUGUACCUAGCAGCAAAAAUAUAUAAAAUAAUAAUAGAAAGAAAAAUCAGGAUAGAAAUAGAACAUAAACUGGAGGACGUACAAAACGGAUUCAGAAAAGAACAUAACCCACAAGACCAUAUCUUAACCAUGCACCAAGUAAUAGAGAAACCCUUAAAAAGAAUAAAUAAGUAUUCACAAGUUUUGUAGGCAUGGAAAAAGCAUUUGAUUAUAUCGAAAGGAAAACUAUAUGGGAGAGCCUGCAAAAGAAACAAGAGUAAACAAAGACUUGGUAGGUUGAACAAAAAGUACAUAUGAAAACAAUAAAUACAAUAAGAACACAAAAUAUGCAAUCGCAACCAUAUUUGAAACAACACAAUGAGUUAGACAAGGAGGUAGUUUAAGCCCAAUACUUUUUAUAAAUUAAUGUAAUAGAUGAGAUAGUGAAAGAAUCUAAGAAAAUCUUUAAAAAAUACUGUAUAGGAUGAAAUAUAAUGUAAAUGAUAAAUUGAAAGAUAUGCGUAUUUGCAGGUCACAAACAGCAGGAAAACUGAAGCAUACUUUAGAAAAAUGGAAUUCAAAAGCAAAAUAAUACAACCUAAAUGUAAAUAAAGGGAAGACACAGAUAAUGAAAAUAACAAUGAAAAAAGACAAGGAUGACCUAACCGAAGUGGAGAUAGAUCAAGAAAAAAUAAAGCAAACAAACAUACAGUAACCUGGGAACAGUAAUAAAUAAUAGAGGAAGCAUCGAGGACGAUUUCAAUAACAGACUAGGACUAGACAGUACAAGAAAAUUAUUCCAGGCUCUAAAUAGAGGAUUCCAUUACUUGACACGAAAAAGGAGAAAAAAUUAGCAUGGUUUGGCCAUUUAACACGAAAGGACAGUAACUGGCAAGUGAAAAGAAUUUGGGAAGGUAAAACAAUAGGGAAAAACAUAAGAGGCAGACCAAUAAAAGAGUGGAGCAGCGACAUAGCCGAUAUAUUACAAAAUAGGGGCAAAUCUUAGUAAGAGCCAACACAAAUAGCGAAGAGCAGGAAAGAAUGGAGAAAAUUCAUUAAAGGCUAGAAGUUCCUCCAAUGGUAGAAGAGGAACGAUUACAGUAGAUUCCCUGAAUCUUUACCCGUGCGUCAUCAUUUAAAGCAUACGAAAUAAGUCGAUUAUAAGUCGGAAAUUGAAAUUUACUAAACGCAACAGCAAGUCACUACUGUCACUUGCUGUUGUGUUUAGUAAAUUUCAAUUUCCGACUUAUCAUCGACUUAUUUCGUAUGCUUUAAAUGAUGACGCACGGGUAAAGAUUCAGGGACUCAACUGUAUGUAUGUUAUGUAAAUUUAAAUUUCUUAAGGUUUUUUUCAUAAAUGACACUAGAACAUAAACAAAUUCAAACGAUCGUUAAAUAAAUGCACUAAUUAAGAAGGGUGUACCUAAAGUGAUCACGAUUCGCCAUAUCAGUUGCAAAUAAUUUUUAUAUUAGUUUUUAAGCCUUAUUGGGAAGCCCUUCUGCAUCAAAAUUAUCACUUAUCAGUUGCUUAGACCACAGUCUACGUUUGGCAUAUCUAAGCUUAGGCAAUCAGUACUAGGUUUAUAAAUUUUGUUAAGAAUCUAGUGAGUUGGUAAUCAGGGUGUGACUAAAAUCUAAAAGGGAAAAAUAUGUAAAUAUAAGAUUAUACGUUUUCAUUUCAAAGUUUUAAGACAUUUUCGUGUAAACCAAAAGAAACAUGUGGAAGAAUUAAUAGUGAUGUUAUAUUCGAGGGAGUAUCGACAAAAUUAAAAACUUAGACAGACAUGGGAAACAUCUUGUUAUAUUGGGAAACAAUUGUAUUUCAGUGAAUGUCAUAAUACAUUUAGGUUGUUGGUGUUGCUUCAAAUAUAUGCAACAAUUACAUUAAUUUACAACCUUUUUAGGUUAUCUAUGACCGCCUUAUGCUUCGCAUAAGGGCUAUUCUAUGGUAGGCUGUAUAUGAGGCUACUUUAUCUCUCUCUCUCUCUCUCUCUCUCUCUCUCUCUCUCUCUCUCUCUCUCUCUCUUGUCGUUUCCCCAUUACUGAGGACCGUGAUUUCUUCCAAUAUUCCCAACAAUGUUUCUACAUUGGUUUCUAUCUUCAGCUGCUGUAAGAGCUUCGCAGAAUGAGUUUCCAGCUGAAUGCUUUAUUUGGUCAGACCAUCUAGUUGGUGAUCGUCCUCUUGAUCUUCUCCCCGGAACGUUUCCAGAAACAGUUAAUCUCUCCAAACUGUCGUCACAUCUGCGAACCACGUGACCAAAGAAUUGCAGAAUUCGUUGCAGACAUAUUGUGGACAGCCUUUUUUUAAUAUUGAGUUGGUUUAGAAUGGAAACGUUUGUCCUACGAGCUAUCCAAGGUAUACGUAGCAUUCUUCUCCAGCACCACAUCUCAAAUGCAUCAAUUUUUUGGCGCUCGCAUGCGCGAAAAUUCCAAGUUUCUGCUCCGUAUAGAAAUAUUGAGAAUACAAGGGCAUUCACCAGUCUCAUCUUGAUAUUUUGAGAGAUUGAUCUGUCUUUCCAAAUUUUAAUUAGGCGACUCAUCGCAUUUUUUGCCAUAACAAUACGUCUCCGAACUUCUGCUUCACAGUUACCAUCGUUAGUUAUACUAAACCCGAGAUAGACAAAGGUGUUUACUAUCCGGUAUUCCUGUAACAUGUUAGUAAGUUGAAUAGUGUCGAAUCUGUCGACCACCAUUAUUUUUGUCUUAGCUUUAUUGAUUUUCAGACCAACUUUAUUGCUUUCAUACUCAACUCUUCGCAGAAGAUCAACCAUUUCUUGCUCAUUUGCUGCUAUUCUAUUGUAAUCUGUGUAUAAGGCAACUUUGGACCACUUAUUACUAUGACCACAUCUUUUUUUCUGUUUCUCUGUAUUCUCCUAACUUAUAAAACAUAAGAAAAUCUACGGUUUCGUUUUGAUUUACAUAUCUCCCUCCAUCAUCCGAUAGUACUCUUUUUAGGUCUACCUGUUGUCAAGGAUUCUCUGAGGAAGACAAAUUUACACCAACACGACCGUAGUUUCUCGAUAUAAAUUAACUAUUUAUAUCACAGUAUGGUUAAAACGCCCUCUAAUGGGGAAUAAGUGAAAUGAAUUUCGACUCGAUUCAAAUUAUCUGUUUACCCAGGUAUGACAAUACCAAAAGGCACCGUUAGGAAAAUAUUCCAAUUUACAGUUCAGAGAACCUGUAUGAAACGAGUCUGUGUACUCUAAUACAGAUUAUGGCAUUAGUAAAAUAAGAAAAUCUACGGUUUCGUUUUGAUUUAAAUAUGUCUCCCUUCAUCCUCCGAUGGUACUAUUUCUAGGUCUACGUGUUGUCAAAUAGGCUCUGAGGAAGAUAAAUUUACACCAACACGACCGUACUUUCUCGAUAUAAAUUAAAACUAUUUAUAUCGCAGUAUGGGCAGAACGCCCUCUAACGGGGAAUAACUAAUAACAGCACUAUCGGUGGAUGGAGGGAGACAGAUUUAAAUCAAAACGAAACCGUAGAUUUUCUUAAUUUACUAAUGCCAUACUCUGUAUUAGAGUACACAGACUCGUUCCAUACAUGUUCUCUGAAUUGUAAAUUGGAAUAUUUUCCUAACGGUGCCUUUUGGUAUUGUCAUACCUGGGUUAAACAGAGAACUUAAAUCGAGUCGAAAUUCAUUUCACUUCUGUUUGUCAGCUCUUCUGACUGAAUCUUCUUUCUGUAAGUAAGAGUGAUGGUAUUAAUUCUACUUAUCCUUAUACAGGGUGUCCAGAAACUCUACCGACAAACGAAGACAGGAGAUUCCUCAAAUAAUUUUAUGACAAUUUAACCCAAUUCACCUAGUCCGAAAAUGCUUCCUAAGGGAGUUAGAGCUCUUUGAAGAUGGCGCCAUGUAAUUAGUUUUUCUUUAAUACCUCCAGAACGCUUCUAUUUAGAAAAACGAAAAUUGGUAUGUUUAUUUACUUUCCUGAAAUGAAUCGAUUUCAUCCAUUGCGAAUUUCUAGUACCGGUCAUAGGCGUACGUUUUGGGUAGGGCAACGGUUACUUUAUUGCAUAACUUUUUUGUCUUCAACUUUAAAGCAUUUUUGAUACUGGAUUAUUAAAUUGUAAGGUAUUCUAGUACUAAAAGGUACUCUUACUUUAAGUCGAUAGGAUACACCGUUUUCUAGAAAAAUCUAUUUGAAAAUUUUUAGUUUUGGGAAUUUGAAAAAAAAAGUUAAAAUUAAAAAAAAAACGAUGUAUUUUACCAACUUAAAGCAAGAGUAACUUUAAUACUCGAAUAUCUCAUAAUUGAAUAGUCUCGUGUCAAAAAUACUUAAAAAUUAAAGACAAUAAAGGUAUGCUAUAAAAUAACUGUUGACCUACCCAAAACGGACGCCUAUGACCGGCACUAGAAAUUCGCCAUUAAUGAAAUCGAUUAAUCUCUGGAAUAUAAAUAAAUGUACCAGUUUUCAUCUUUCUAAAUAGUUUUUUUUUUAAUCUUUUUUUUUUUAAUUCAAGGAACGAAAAAUUUUCAAAUCGAUUUUUCUAGAAAACGGUGUGUCCUAUCGACUUAAACUAAGAGUAUCUUUUAGUACUAGAAUAACUCACAAUUAAAUAAUUCAGAGUCAAAAAUGCUUAAAAAUUAAAGACAAAAAAGUUAGGCGAUAAAAUAACCGUUGCCCUACCCAAAACGGACGCCUAUGACCUGUACUAGAAAUUAGCAAUGGAUGGAAUCGAUUCAUUUCUGGAAAAUAAAUAUGUAUACCAAUUUUCGUUUUUCUAAAUAGAAGCGUUCUGGAGGUAUUUAAGAAAAACUAAUUACAUGACGCCAUAUUCAAAGAGCUCUAGCUCCCUUAGGAAGCAUUUUCGGACUAGGUGAAUUGGGUUAAAUUGUCUUAAAAUUAUCUGAGGAAUCUCCUGUCUUCGUUUGUCGGUAGAGUUUCUGGACGCCCUGUAUACUGGCGUGCCCUGUUGAGGUACAUCCGUCUUCUGGUUGCUCCUCUUUUGUUAGUUUAUAUUCUCCAAAAUUUUCCUAAUCAUAAAUUCCACUUAUUGAUAUCACCAUAAAGGAGUUAUUUGUGUUGUGUGUAUAUUUGAUUCAUCUGGUUGAUUCGUUGGUGUUUCGUGUCUUAGCCCAUAUGGAACUUUAGUGCUAAACUUAAAAUUGACUAUAUAGGGCUUAUUGCUAUUUGCAUACUCUGUUAGAUGGUCUCUUAGAAGUGUACAUUGAAUUCGAUAGAUGGCAUUGAUGGUAGACCUGGAAAUUGUACCAUUGCACAUUGGCUGAUUAAGUCGUUUUUGAUGAUCUGUAUAUGGAAAAUCCUUAUUCUCCCGUUCCUCUGUGAUAUAUUUCGGUUUCUUAUUACCUGUUAAUUCUUUUAGUACUACUUUAUAUCAUAAGCUUCUCCUGUAGACAGUAGGUACUUCCAUUGGAAUAAAGUUAUUUUCGUUUAUGAGGGCUUUUGAUAUUUUCUCUGUAUCCUCGCUGCGUUUAUCUUAGCUAUGCUUUUCUUUCAAUUUAUUAUUUUGUCUAUGACUUCGACAUUUUCUGUGAUGUUGUCCACAAUUUUUCCUCACUAAUAUUGGCUCAAUAUUUUUAAAGUGUUUUAUGUCGCUUCUAAAUCAUCCAUCUGUGAUUGUUGAUAUUGCUUUAUCUUGGAUAUCGGGUGCUUUUCUGAACAUUUUGAGUUCGUUGGAGUAUUUGUUCGUGUAUCUUUCUCUUUUGUAUUAUCUCCAGCUAUAUUACUUUUUAUUGUUUUUAUUUUGCUGUGGAGGUUGUCUAUUGUUGCUUUUUGCUCCAUGCAAGAGACCAAUAGCUUCUCUUAUUUCGUCAAUUUUUUGUUGUUUUUUUUAUCUUUUAAUUCUAUUCACCACUGAAAACUAAUCCUAAUAACAAUUUCAAGCUCACGCUAAACUAUACUUGUUUCUCCAUUUACUAGAUUAUUUUUUCAAGCUUGACUAAAGUUGACUCUGAAAAUUUUCACUUAAAAAUAGAACAGAAAUCAAUGCAAUAGUGGGGAAUAUGAAUAUAAUACAGAAACAGUUACAAAAAAUAAAAGUUAUUGUUGUAUUAAAGACAGAUAGCAGCCAAAUAACUUCAUAUGAUUUGGGCAUCUUAAAUGUAGAGAACGUAACACAAGAAUUGAUAAUAAAAUACACGACAACAAUUUAUAACACAGUAAUAAAUAAAAUACAGUGGAACCUCGAUAACUCGGAUUAAUCGGGACCGCGGCCGAUCCGGGUUAUCGAAAAUCCGAGAUAGCCGGAGAAUAUGGUAAAAAUUAAUAAAAUAUGGUAUACUUACAGAUAAACUCUGUUAGAAUUGAAAUAACAUGAAAUAUAUUUAUAAAUAUGCACAGUACCUACUCAUCAAAAUUACUAAAAAAACACCAAACACAAACAUAAGCAAACGGAAGCGAACAAUACAAGACACACAAUACAGUCACAACGAUGUAAUGUUAUUUAAGAACAGUGAAAACUAAAGACCAUUGUUUAUAAAAGAAUUUUUUAAAUAGUCUUUCCUAAACAAUGCUAAGACAGUUUGAAAUAAAAAGGAAUAGGUACUACAGACAGGUGCCUGUUUUUUCUGCGGCGUGUGCUAUGAGUCAUUUUUAAUAUCGUAUAGUUCAAAUUACACACAUACACAUUAUCUCUCAAAUAUUAUAUUACAUACAUUUUUAUUGUUGAAAGGUUUGUCUGAUAAUUAACUACUUUGAUGGGAAAUAAGCCACAAUUAAAUUGAAAAAUAAUUUUAUUAACGUUUCACGACGCCCAAAUCAGGUCGUUGUCAAAAUAUAAAAUAUUGAAAAUCAAAAUGUUUAUCUGAUGAAAAUCGGUCCGGGUUAGCCGGAAUUCCGGGUUAUCGGGGGCCAACUUAUCGGGGUUCCACUGUACCUACUAUAAAGCACCAAUUCUUUGAAACUCAAAGGUAGAUUCUAUGGCAAAAUUAUAAAAAAAACAGAAUUAAACAAGAAUACUAAGAAGAGGAAGUACAGGAACACGAAGCCAAGAGAUACGCUUGUUGUUUAUCGACCUCAUCAGUCAAGCUGGACAGAAAUGGAAUACCAAAAUAUUUUGGCAUAGAAAUCACGAGAAAAAAAGAUAGGAAGACGAACAUAUGAUAUAGGGAAAAAAUGAUAAAGAGAUGGGAUAACGACAUCUGGAGGAGGACUUAUGGAAUGAUCGAUCGAAGAAGAAUUUGGAAAUAACAAGAUGAUACAAAAAAUUUGUAAACCGAUAUGUUAUGAUACAAACAUAGCAGGAAUAUAAUGAAGAUACAAACAUAGCAGAAAUACAAACAAAUAUUAAGGUACACUAAGUAUAUGUAAAUAUCGUACAGUUUCAAUGAAAAUCCGAACAAAAUUAAUCUGGCGUAGACGUUUAAAACUUUAUUAGAAGGGUGUAGCUAUGCAAAUAAUCUUUUUAGUUACCAAAAGGCAAAAAUAUUGAAUGAAAUGGAAUAAUUUUCGUAGAAUUUCGCCAUUUGAUGCAGUUUUUUCAGCACCUGCUAUUAAAAAUUCAUUACUAUGUAAAAAUAAAAAACAAGCUACAUAUUUUUUAUAUCCGUACAUUUCUUUUUUCUUAUCUGAGCACCUAUUUCUUGUUUUUAAUAAGUUUAUCUGGCUAUUAGGUAGUAAAAUUGAAUAUAAAUUAAGUACAAAACUUUUUAUAAAUAACAUAAUGUAAAGUUUAACACAGAUAAGUAGUUUUAAACUUUUUUAAAAUGAGAAGUACUCUAAACCACCUUGUUGCUGUAAAUAUCAAAAUCAAGCUAAAAAAAAGUAAUUUUAUGAUCGUUGUUACAUUGUAUUGUGUUGUUUUUAGUCUGAAAAUUGGAGGUAACAGUAAAUAAUUGAGGUUGUAGUAGAUCAGCUUAUACCAAAUUAAAUUUGCAAAUUGUAUAGUGUUAUAUUGAUGGAUAUUAUAAUAAAUAAUAAGAAUUUG